AUGUGCUCAGGCGGCUUUGCCAAGUGUCUCGGGAUCAGUCUGAUGCCCCUGUCGAUUGUGUGCGUGCUGUGUAACAUCCUGCUCUUCUUCCCCGGUGGAAAGGUGGUGGAGAACGAGCACAUCACACAGGAAGUCUGGUACUUUGGGGGCAUUCUGGGAUCUGGAGUGCUGAUGAUCUUCCCAGCUCUGGUCUUCCUGGGUCUGAAGAACAAUGACUGCUGCGGUUGCUGUGGUAACGAAAGCUGUGGGCAGAGAUUCGCAAUGCUGAGCUCCAUCCUGUUUGCAGGGGUGGGGGUUUUAGGGGCCGGUUACUCAGUGAUAGUGUCUGCUGUGGCCAUCAACCACGGGCCGUUGUGUUUUGCACAAAUUAAUGAUACAGCCGAAGCAUGGACAUAUCCCUUCUCUGAUGGUGGCUACCUCUCCGAUAAAAGCCGCUGGUCUGAGUGUAAGGAGCCGCCCGGCGUGGUGUCGUGGCAUCUCUCCCUGUUCUCGGUGCUGCUGGUCAUGGGUUUGAUCCAGGUGGCGCUGUGUGCGUUCCAGGUGGUGAACGGCCUGCUGGGAGCUUUGUGUGGGGACUGCUGUGGCUGCUGCGGAGGGGGCGACGGCGCUGUCUGAGCACCUCCUGCCGCCGUCACGUCACCUGCAGCUCCUCCUGUAUUUAUUCUGUUUUCAGCUCUUGCUUGAUGUAUUCUGUGGUCACAAAAUUUGGGAUAACAGCUCAUUAAUUAACAAUACACACAGGGUAACAACACAGAAAGUUUUUCCUGUUUCUUCUGUUGCAAACUCCUGUAGUGACUCCAUCUUCUCUUUCACACCUCAGUUACCAUCUGCUGUCAU
This is a messenger RNA of Myripristis murdjan (pinecone soldierfish), 837 nucleotides long. It is a transcript of the gene tm4sf4, whose product is annotated as transmembrane 4 L six family member 4. Gene Ontology annotation, cellular component: membrane. NCBI's taxonomy places the organism in Eukaryota, Metazoa, Chordata, Actinopteri, Holocentriformes, Holocentridae. The transcript has 5 exons. The coding region runs from base 1 to 615 and encodes 204 amino acids. The record is from RefSeq and is a predicted model, not a curated record.